This is a messenger RNA of Haliotis rubra (blacklip abalone), 1013 nucleotides long. RefSeq lists its product as uncharacterized. The transcript is spliced from 10 exons. NCBI's taxonomy places the organism in Eukaryota, Metazoa, Mollusca, Gastropoda, Lepetellida, Haliotidae. Bases 255 to 878 code for a protein of 207 amino acids. The record is from RefSeq and is a predicted model, not a curated record.
GUUGUGUGCCAGUUGCUGCUACAGCCACAGCCCCAACAAGGGAACCAACCACAACAUCUCUACCAGCAGGUGAUUCCUCUAAUACUGGUGCCGUCGUAGGGGCAGUCCUUGGCUCUGUUACUGUUAUCAUAGUACUUGCUAUUAUCUGUUAUUGCUUAUGGAGGAGAAAGGAACAAAUAAAAGAGAAAUGGAGCUCAUCAGACAGACGUUUUCCAUGUUGUCCUGAGAAGACUGAUACAACAGACAGUUCCAAAAUGGUUUCACCACUAAUUGUGUCUGAUCAGGACAAGCCUCUAUGUCCAACUGCACCACCAGGUGAAAACAGCCAUCCUGAUGAUGGCCAACAUACGCGUGGUCAAAGUGCUGAAUGUCCACCUGAGAGAAGUCAAUCAGAUGAAGGCCAAUCUGAAAAGACACCAAUUGUGGCUGAGGAAGAGUCCACCGUAGACAGAAGUAGAGACAGACUGGCAGUAGGUACAUCUGCUGGAGAGUCAGUGAUGGCAGAGACUCAAAUGACAGUUGCAGAGUAUCGUAUUAAGGGAAGAUUGAAAGAAUUGAGUGAUGCUCAGGUUCAAAAUACCGGUCUGACCAUAAAUGCGAAAAAUGUUAUCGUGGGUACACAAGGUGCUAUUGUCGAACAAAACGGUACCAUGCCAACAGAAAACAAGUUUAACAGUCUUCAGGUGGAUAUGGCAUAUUCAGACAGUUCCCAGACAGAUCCUAAACAGGUGGAUAUUUCUCUAUCUGAUGCUGCCACUGAGGACUGCAUGUAUGAAGACGAGACUGAAGUGAAACAACCAUUCAUUAAAGACAAAGAUCCUAAACCAGGAAGAGGUUUACAAAAUGGACACCAGUCACUGAUACCCUCACCAGUGUAAUCUCCUUCGCUGUCUGCUCUUUCAGUUCCAACUAUGUACGACCCGUGAAGAUCCGGGAUAGAAUAGGUCUUCAGCAACCCAUGUGCUUGCCAUAAAAGGCGACUAUGCUUGUCGUAAGAAGCGACUAACGGGAUC